Messenger RNA from Aspergillus versicolor CBS 583.65, 2208 nucleotides. RefSeq lists its product as uncharacterized. The transcript has 3 exons. Bases 1 to 2208 code for a protein of 735 amino acids. Lineage: Eukaryota; Fungi; Ascomycota; Eurotiomycetes; Eurotiales; Aspergillaceae. The record is from RefSeq and is a predicted model, not a curated record. Gene Ontology annotation, molecular function: zinc ion binding; DNA binding; DNA-binding transcription factor activity, RNA polymerase II-specific. Gene Ontology annotation, biological process: DNA-templated transcription; regulation of DNA-templated transcription.
AUGACGCCCAACGCAGGACGUGCGAGGCGGGAAAUGCGCAACACUCAGGCGUGCAAGCUAUGCAGGGCCCGCAAGGUGAAGUGCGACAGUGCCCGUCCAGAAUGCAGCCUGUGUCGAGCAGAAAAUGUGGCCUGCGCAUACGAGCAGGACCGGCGACAGACAUCGCGGGUGUCGCAGGCAGUUGUCCAACGCAUCAUCGACCGGCUGACGGAGGUCGAGGAAACGGUGCAUAGAUUAGAGGAAUCUCUAUCGCAUCACCGGCAUAAUGCUGGGCAAGUCCAGACCCCUUCGGAUACUGCGCCGUCGGUUGUUUCACAGGCCCAUGGCCUGCACGGGCUGGACGAUAUGGCUAUAGGUAUGGACGCAACACCAUGCAAUCCGCAGAGUCUGCACCCAGAUACCCAUGCCCUCGAUUUGACCCUGGAGCCUAAGCAGCUGGGACCGAUCGAAAUACACACCGGAGUCGAGAGCGACGGCGGCCACAUAUCAGUGUACGGCCCGAGCUCGACAUUCAAUCCACCAAUUUCAUAUACAUUCUAUCGACAAUCACGUCCGACGCAGAUUUCUGCAGCGGAAAAGAAAGACACGGCGGAAGAAGAGUGCCGGUUGUUCGCCAACUCGGCUCUGCAAAUACAAAAGGAGUGGACGUAUAUGGCCGAGCGCAAGUUUGACCUGGACGGACUGGAUCUUGAUACAGCGUGGCACCUGCUGCAGAUCCAUUGGAACCAUCACCACCAGGCAUACCUGACCACCUAUCGCCCUGCAGUCAUACAUAGUCUUGCAACGGAUGGGCCUUACAUCAACAAGCUACUGCUGAAUGCCAUUUACCUGUCAUCCGCGCUGAACAGUGAUCGCGACGAGUUGCACGAGGAUCCAACAGACCGGCAAUCACUAGGCAGGAGAUUCUUCUCUCGUAUCCAGCAGUUAACCCUCUCUGAGCUGGACAGCUCGAGCGUUGCCACGGCUGUUGCGUUUCUGAUCACCGGCUCCAGUUUGGUGUCUGUUGGUCGGCAGACGGCUGGCUGGCAUUAUUCAGGACUGGGCUAUCGCAUGAUAAUUGACCUGGGCCUCCAUGUCGACCCCCAUAAGCUUCGUAUUUCUCAUCCAGAUCCGUCGCAGCCGGCAAGGGGAUUCACUGAGGUUGAUCUUGAAAUGCAUCGCCGUGUAUACUGGGGUGCUUAUAUCAAUGACAAGUUCCAGGCACUGUAUUUCGGCCGUCCGCCGACGCUGACUGCAAUUGGCAUUGAGCCAUCCAGGACGUUUCUGGAUAAAUUUGAAGAGCUGGAGCUGUGGAAGCCCUACGUCGACCCCCGGGCCAAAGUUCCACCCCCUAUAUAUGACCCGCAGCCAGCCUAUACGCUCUCGACUUUCCAGGCAUUCACAUACCUGGCCGAUAUCAUGGCUGGUAUCGUAACAGGCCUCUAUUCACCCCAGAUGCAGUUUCUGUCAAAGGAAGAGAUACUCGGUGUAGCUGGAGACCUGCAGAAGAGACUCGACGCCUGGAUGGCCAGUUUGCCCGUGCAUCUGCAAUAUGAUCCCAGCCAGGACAAAGCGCCGCCAGCCCAUCGCUUCAAUCCACCAAUGACAUUCCAUAUGCUGCACAUACUCCUCCACCGACCGUUUCUUCCAGAGGGCCACCUUCGACAUCUCGGAGCUUCCGACGAAACUGAGCAUCGCGAAAUAUGCCUCUGCUCUGCUGUGCAGAUAUACGAGCUAGCCAGACGCUACCGCGACGCCUUUACCCUCCGUCGGGCGACCUACAUGAUCUCUUACUGCCUGUUCUGUGCUGCAUCUGUUAUUCCCUUCGGGCCCAGGCAGUCUGUCGAUCUCUCGCAACGACACAUGAUCGGCUGGUUCUGGAUCGCACUGAAAGAGUUGCAGAACGGGGCAAACUUCGGACUGCGCAAGCCGAUCAUAAUCAUCCGGUCGUUGAUUGAACAUGCCGGCUUGGACUUGAACAGCAUCCUGGCUCAGACUGAGCCAUCCAGCCUAGAGGCUGCAGGCCGUAUCCACCAUGACCCCAGCUUCGCUGCUGCAAAUGGAGCAAUGCCGUCUCAGGGUCCAGACCAGGAGCAGAUACCUCAGCUAGCAGACGCUGAUUUUGAAACCCUGUGCCGGGACUUGUUCGCCGGGGAUAUUGAUGGGUUGGCCGCGCCGCAUGGGAUCGAUGCUGAGGACCAUUCAUUGCUCUAUGGUCUGUUCCGAUAG